UUGUUGCUGUCACAGUUGUUUUGUCGCGAUUGUGUGAUACUAUUGUUUUUUCUUAAUGUUCAGUUAUUACGGUAUUACUGCUACCAGUUUAGCAUAUCCAUUGAACAUUCUGCUGGAUCCCUGAAAACGCUUUAUGGAAGUCAGUUCGAAAGCUUUGCCACUGCCGUUCUUACCCGACGGGGAGAGUUGUCACGACAGUCUUUAUUGCGAGAAGUGUCAGUGUUUCCUGUGGGAGCCGUGCUGGCAGCAUGCCGUUGUAGUUCAGGACGGAUACAGUCUUCCGCUGGCCUUUGCAAGUUUGCCAGAUGUAUUGGCUUUCCAUCAUGUCAACCCACUGCAAAAUGUCAAGCAGUGUGCAGAGGACAGCGCAGUUCCGACGGUCGUGGCUCGAGCGACCAUCCGUCCGCAGACAGUGUUCGGGCCGUUUAUAGCCCCUGUGUGCGAUGCCGGUGCAGCGCAUUCGCAGACAUAUUCAUCGGCCGACGGGCAGUGUGUGACGUUCAAUCUAGAGAACGAUCGUUGGUGCAACUGGAUGAAGUUGGUCAGGACGGCUGACCACGGCCAGUACAACCUCCGCGUCUUCGUCCGGGAACAGAAUGUCCUCUUCGUCGCCGUCAAGGUCAUCCUGCCCGGCGAAGAACUCACGCUGUCGCUGUGUAAGCAUGAUAUCGACCGGAAGAAAAUUCACCACGACAAUUUGGGUUAUGCAGCAGCGCGUGUGGAUUGCACAAGCGGCAGCAUUUUUUUGGCUGAAGAUUCUUGCAUGACUGGGAAAGGAGAUGAUCGUAGUGAAGAUGCUGAUGUGGAAGCAAUGUCGGUGGACAUCCCGCAAAACGCUUUUACUGCUGGUUUCUCAGUGGAUGAUAGUCAUCUGCCGUUGGCGCCUGAUGAGCAGACAGACGUUUUACCCCAGUCUCAACCACUGCCAGCGCAAUUAGACGAACAACUUCCUGCAUUGAGCACUGUUAAAUGCGAACAGUUGCCCGCAUUGCCAUUUUCUUCAAACUUCUGUUCCGCUGCACUUGAUCCAGUAUCGAGGAAGGCGACUGAUUCGGUAAAACGGAACCACGAAGACAAAAAGCCGGCACCGCUGCUUGUGAUGCACAGUUUUAAACGCGAAGAUUCUCCUGAAUAUCCAUUUCCUUUCAACUUCUCAUCAGCGACAACUGCAGCCGUGAUUCCGAAAGCAGUCGAUACGGGAAAAUGCAAAAGCGAAAUGAAAGAAUCGACUGGUGUUAAAUCGAGGCAGACAGCCUUCGCGCGUGUUUAUUCCCUUCGUGGAAGCAAUGUCGUACGCGCCAGUGCGGCCUGUAGUGAUCAGGAAUUCACAGACGACAAUGAUGAGGACUUCCGCCUAUCUGGGGACGACGAUUCGCCAUCUACUGAUUCCGAGUACUGCAGCGAAGUGGAAGUGGAUUUGGACGAAUGUGUUAUCAGGACAAAAAAACGAGGCAGAAAACGUCGCACGGUUAACGCGCGAAGCAAGGUGCCCUUGAAGAAAAUUGGAAGUGUGGUUUGUAAGGACACUCCGCAUACGGUAUCAGCAAUUCCCGAUUCGUCGGCAAGUGGAGCACAGUUUGGUCUCCCAAAUGCUGCGUUUCUCGAGGCACGGAACAGACAGAUCAGAGCCGUGAUUGCCGUUAAUCCGUUCCAGUAUCCGGCUGGAGAGCAGCGGUUGCUGGCGUUUUCCACCGCUGCGACCCUGCUGCUGCCUGACCAGGCUUUGCUAGGGAUGAAAAAGCUCGAUGGACCAGCGCUAGAGCGGUCCAUAGAGCAACGUCUAUAUACCUUCAAAAGAUUGCAACGCACUAAUCGCAUGGAGUCUGUCUGGAGGCCGGAAGAGUACGUUUCGCUGAUGAAUCAGCUGACUGCUUUAAGCAACAACAGCAGUGAGUGCUCGAUCACUCAAUCGGAAAGAAUACGACGAUUGAAAGUGGUGGCCAAGAUUAACCCCUUCCAGUAUUCCUCGAAAAAGGAACGUAGUGCCGCAUGGACAGCAGCGUGGCAGGCAUACCGGAAUGAAGUGGAGAACGGUGGUCCUCAAGAGCGGAAAUCAAAGCAGGCCAUGCUUCCUCGCGAGAAGCUACCGCGAUUUGUCAAGAUGCAUUUGGAUAAUUUCCCGCAAACGCUCGACGGCUACAACGAGGAUACCGCCAGUCAGUUCCAGCGGGAGUAUAUCCAAGUGAUGCAGGUGAUAGCGCAGCAGGCUGGCAGAGGUUAUGCCGACGCAGUUGUGGUGCACCAGUUAAACGCCGCAGUUGACACCCAGAAUGCGCAUUCCAAACGGCGGCCUCCUCAAAGUUAUCCAACCAGUAGCCGCUUCUAUAGCUACGUUUACCGCUUCGUCUGCGGGGAGUGCUCUUUUCAUUUUAAAGAUGAAACCGUACUGAAACUCCACAAGAUGCAACAUAACGAUGCACCCAACGAUACCACCGUCUCCCUGGAAUGCCCCGCUUGUCAACGGUCGUUCCAGAAACUGCCGAACUUGUUCCGGCAUGUCAUGGAUCACGGUGUGAAAGCCUCGCAGAUCGUUAAUUUUAUCCCGACUGCUGACCCGAGCAUCAUGAGCUGCCCGGCCAGUACGGCUGUUCCGAUGGAUGUGCUGGCGCAAAGUCAUGACGCGCAUGAGACCUGCUUCAUGUACAGCUGCGGAAUGGUGAAUUGCGGGCUGCGAUUUUGCACGGAGGCAAUGUGCGAUUUGCACCAACUGAGUCACAACGUGCCGGAUGAUUACCAAGGCGAUGUUGUCUGUGCGGGAUGCAACUAUGUGGCUGCAAAUGCGGAGGACUUGCUGAAACACGUCGGUCGCCAUGCAGCGAAGAAGAACGAUCGGAAACUGUGUCGCCUGUGUGGAGAAUUCGUACAGAAUAUGGUCGUACAUGUCCGGGAUAAGCACAAAGAAGAAUAUUUAAAGUACGAAGCGCGUUUAACUCUUCCUUGCGACCAGUGCGAGAAACGAUUUCGGACGCCUGUCCAACUCGCCGCGCACAAUAUGUGGGCACACAAAGAUGAGCAUGGGCGACUAAGAUGUCUCGUUUGCACAGAACCGUUCCCCUCGGCCCGUCUGCUGUAUGCGCAUACAAAAAAGGAGCACACAACGGGUUUGACAUGUGCGGUAUGCCAGAAGAGCUGGCCAACUUACGCUCGCUUGUAUGCCCACGCGAAAACUCACAAGGAGAUCCAUACUUGUCGCACCUGUGGCUCUGCAUUCCGCUCUAUUAGCAAGUUAUUUCGGCAUCAACGAACUCACCGGUCUGUCCAUUCCUCUAAAUGUGAUGUGUGCGGAAAGACCUUUAAGGUACCGAGCAACCUCGCACGGCAUAAAACGACCGCUCACACGGGUAAAAUGCGGAAGAAGCGCAAGGCCAAACGAGAGGAUAUGCGCCGGAAGAGAGUGGUCCGCGAGUUCAAGACUUCGCGGCAGAGGAGCGAUGGCGAUGAUGCCGGAAACGAUACUGUGGCAGCUAUGUCGGCAGACGUUGCUGGUUGGUUUUCAUUUGAUGAUCUUUUACCGCGGUCCGAACCACCGCCCGCUCCAUCUGAAGAACCUUUUACCCGUGUUUAUCCCCUUCGUGGUCGGAAUGGCGUAAGCACAGCUGUAGCCUGCAGUGAUCAGGAUUUCUCCGAUGACAGCGAUCGAGAUUUCUGUUUAUCUGGCAAUGACGAAGCGUCAUCUACCGAUUCCGAAGGUUGCAGCGAAGUGGAAGAGGAUUUGGAUGAUACCAUGACAAAACAGCGAGGCACGGUUAACGCUAAAGCCAAGAGGUCCAAAUCGUUACGCCGUUGUGCGGAGGAUACCGGAACUCUGAUGUGUACGGACACUGCCAAUACGGUGUCACCGGUUUAUGAUUCGUUGGCAUGGCGAGGCCCGGACGGUGGCCCGAAUGCUGCGUUUCUUGAGGCGCGGAACCGACUGAUCAGGGCCGUGAUUGCCGUUAAUCCGUUCCAGUAUCCGGAAGGAGAGCAGCGGUUGCAGGCGUUUUUCACGGCUGCCAGCAUGCUGCCGGCUGACCAACUGUUGCCAGGGAUGAAAAAGCUAGAUGGGUCGGUGCUACAGCGCACUAUAGAGAUGCGUCUGGUUAAGUUCAAAAACUAUCAGCGUAAUAACCGGGUUGACUCGGUGUGGAGGCCUGCCGAGUACGUGUCGCUGAUGAAGGCGCUAGCUGCACUGCAAGCCAACCAACGUACGGCCACCAAAUCUGAGAAGAUGCGCCGACUGAAUGCGGUGGCCAAGAUUAAUCCCUUCCAGUAUUCUUCGCCUGGUCAGCGCAGCGCCGCCUGGAUAGCCGCGUGGCAGGCGUACCUGGCUGAUUGCGCUGAUGCUCCGGAGCGGAAGUCGAAGAAAACGCUGACCUGCGCGCAACUACAGCACGAGGUCCAAAUGCAUUUGGAGAAAUUGCCACGGGCGCUCGACGGCUACAACGAGGACACCGCUGAUAUGAACAAGCGAGAAUAUAUCGAGGUUAUGCGGGUGAUAGCGCAGCAGGUGGGAAAGGAUUUAUACGCCGAUGGUCCGCAUGUCGUGACUUCCACCGUGAAUGGUGACGGCGUUGAUCAGUGGAACGCUGCAACGAACACUGCGCUGGCGCCGUCAAAACCGCGUCGUUACAAGAAAAGCGAGCGUGACAGGCGGUUUUUCAGUUACGUUUACAGAUUCGUGUGCUGGGAGUGCUCGCUGCAUUUUAAGGAUGAAAACGUGUUGAAACUCCAUAAUAUGCAACACCGCGAUAUACCCAGCGAAACCACCGUCUCACUGGAUUGUCCAGCUUGUCAGCGAUCGUUUCGGCAACUGUCAAACUUGCUGCGGCAUGUCGUGCACCACGGUGUGAACGCCCGGCAUGUUAUACAUUUUAUCCCGACCGAUGAUCCCAGCAUCAUGAGCUUCGCGUCCAAAACGGCCGCUCCGAUGGAUGUGGUGGCGCAGAGCCAUGACGCGCAUGAGACGUGCUUCAUGUACAGCUGCGGAAUGCAGAAAUGCGGGCUGCGAUUCUGCACGGAGACGAUGUGCGAUCUGCACCAGGUCAGCCACAACGUGCCGGAUGAUUAUCAGGGCGAUGUUGUCUGCGCGGGAUGCGAUUUCGUGGCUGCAGAUGCCGUCGAUUUGCUGAAACACGUCGGUCGGCAUGGAGCGAAACUGUACGAUCACAAACUGUGUCGACUGUGUGGAGAGUUUGUGCAGGAUAUGGUCGAGCACGUCCAGACAAAGCACAAAAAAGAAUACGUAAAGUACGAAACGCGUCUUACGCUCCCCUGCGAUCAGUGCGAGAAGCGAUUUCGGACACGAAUGCACGUCGUUACCCACAAAAAUAUCGUACAUACAAGUUUGCAAGCGUUAGGAUGUCUGGUUUGCGCUAAACAGUUCAGCUCGUCCAGUCUACUGCAUGGGCAUAUAAAAAAAGAGCAUGGGAAGGUGUUGACGUGCUUGGUGUGCCAGAAAAGAUACUCGAAAUAUUGCCGCCUAUAUACGCACGCGAAAACCCAUAAGGAAGUCCAUGUUUGUAAAACCUGUGGCUCGGUGUUCCGCUGCAAGAAGAGCCUGGAGCAGCAUGAGUACGGUCAUCGGUCUGAUUAUUCCUUUAAAUGCACUCUGUGCGGAAAGACCUUCAAGAGACCGACCAACCUGAUGCAACAUAAAAUGGUCGUUCACACGGAUAAAGUUCGGAAGAAACGCAAAGCUCAACGGGAGGAAAUGCGCAAGAAAGGAGUGGUCAGCGAGUACAAGUGUCCGCGGCAGAGGAUGCGCUACGAAGAAUUCCCGUAUAAAUGCGAGGAAUGCCGGCUUGGCUGGAUGCUGCUGGGCAAUCUGCAGCAACACCAACGGAAGAAACAUCCCGAUGCCCCUGCAACUGUUCAAAGUGGCAAGAAAUAGUCUUUCGGCGUUUUUUUCCACAGGAUCGGUUAGCUGGCGGCUGAUCGAUCUGUUUGAUUUUUCAUAAUAAUUUGCAAUCAGAAAUCGCAGUUGUGGACGCUGCAGAAGGACUUGUGGACACUUUUACAUUGUUGGUCGCAUCGCUGUAUGUACGAGUAUUCAGAAUUAAUAAAACAA
Molecule: messenger RNA, 6046 nt
Organism: Paramacrobiotus metropolitanus
Lineage: Eukaryota; Metazoa; Tardigrada; Eutardigrada; Parachela; Macrobiotidae
Exons: 12
Coding region: 134-5869 (1911 amino acids)
Biological process (GO): regulation of transcription by RNA polymerase II
Molecular function (GO): DNA-binding transcription factor activity; RNA polymerase II cis-regulatory region sequence-specific DNA binding
Source: RefSeq, a predicted model, not a curated record